ACAGUCAUCAUAUAACACCAAUCAACUACCUAGGUACCUACCUAGGUACCUAAGGUGUAGGUGAUCUGACGUAGGUAUAGACUUCCGCGAAUAGCGCUCGAGAUCCUUCAAUUUUUUUUAAUACAUUUAUGUUAUGAUAGCCGCCCCCAAAAAUCUCCACCACGUCUUUGCGGGCUUGCGGACUUGCUUGCGAUUGAACGUACCAGCCGUAACCAAGACAGUUGUCUUCGCCAUGGCGCUAGCAACGUGUACCGGACAAACCUAACAGCAGUCAAGACAAAAAAGGUACAGUAUCUACCAUACAGUAACCAUACCAACAUAUUCACGUUGGGGGGAGGAGGAUUAGGUAGAUUGCGUUGUAUUGUACCAAGAACUUUUACAAGGGCUUUUUUCUUUUUUUCUUUUUUCAGCCGCAACUUCUUCGGCAUUCCUUUCUUCUGUGGCACACACACACGCACACGCACGCACGUCUUUCGGCCCUAUUCCCGAUUUCUAUAAUUAAAAAUACCUAAUCUAUCGUUGCUACGGACUGAUGUCACAAUCCCAAAAGUUGUUGAUCCCCCCCCGGAAGGACUCUUUGCGGCUCUAGAUCUUCCUGUAAACCCCGGAAAGGAUACCCGUUAAGCAACCGGUAUGGCUAGCCCUAGCCUGGAUUCGGUCGAUGAGGAUUCGGGUUCUCCACGCGAUGGCUACGGUGGCUUCUCACUCACCUCUGGUCGCUGCAGUUCCUCGAGUAGAAGUAUACAUUCAAACGACUCGUCAGACCAAGGGAUAAACUCAUGUACGAUCGGAUACGAUGAUCAGGUCGACGGCGGGUACACUCACCAGUCGAUACCUGACCAUGAAGACAAGGGCAAAGCUCCCGUAAGGGUCCGUAGGGAUUUUGUUAACAGGAAACAUCCUCAGGAUGCAGAGAUACUACUACCUAAUGCAAACCCGCAUUCACGCACAGAGCUUACAAAUACCGAGAGUCAAAAUGAGAAUCUGGAGUCGCGCGAAUCCCCUCCUCCUCCUUCUCCUCCUACUGCCACUACUGCAUAUCCCGUAAACUCUGCGUAUAAGGAACCGCUGGAUGAACCCCUAUCCGAGCAUGGCGUCGGACUUAGGACCCAGCUGCUCUCCCCCAAACCCAGCCUCGAGGCGUUAAGCGUAGAAUCCGACUGUGAAAGCUUUAGGACGGCGUCGCCAAAGCUCUAUUUUUUGGACGACGACCGAGAACCAGACCAAGAUCAAAACGAAGACCAGAGACGGAGGCGAGACGCAGAAGAGUCGGACCUUGAAUCAGAGCCGCAGUCGCAGCCGCAGCCGCAGCCGCAACCGGCCGAUCCAGGACCGGCUGCAUGUGGCCCGCACGCUGGCGAGGAAGCCGAGGCGCCGGCCUUCCGGUCGCUCCAGUACGGAGAUCCCGGCUGGGAGAAGUCGGCCGACCGGCCGCCGAAGAAGCUACCUAUCCGGUUCAAGGAUGCGGUUGGCCGUAAAUUCGUCUUUCCUUGGGAAAAGGCGAAAACUUGGGCGGGCAUGGAGCGUCUAAUCCGAAACUGCUUCGCAUACGUCGACAUAAUCGGCCCCCACGUGAUCAAGGGGCACUACGACCUCUUUACAUUCCACCUGCCCUUCUCGACGGACGCGGGCUUCGAGAUGGCGCCGGACCCGACAGAGGCCCCUCUCACAACUACUGCCGCUGCUGCUGCUGCUGGCGGCACGUCGGCCCAACUCCCGGUCCCGCACGCGCCCACGCCACCGCCGGCUCUCGCGCUCACGCCGGUCGAGCAGUCCGCUGUGACUAUCCUCCCCGAGCUCUGGGAGGACCUGGUCGAGCCCGGCAUGUUCAUCCUCAUGCAGAUGUGGCCCAUGGCGCCGCUAGUUCCGCCUCCGCCCAUGCAGCAGCAGCAUCAUCCUCACCAUGCUCAUCAUCAUCACCACCCUCCCCCUCUCCCUCCUGCCCCACCUGUCCACCCUAACGUCCUGGAUUGGAUCGGUGGCGGUGGUGGUCUUGGUGUUCGCGGCAGAGGUAGAGGCCGAGGGAGAGGUGGUAUGGGUCCUGGUCCUGGUCCUGGUGGAGGAAGAGGAGGAGGAGGAGGAGGAAGGGGUAUGAAUCCGGCGCUGCCCGUGUGGAUGAUGGAAAGAACGCCGACGCCGAGGGGGAAGACGAGGACGAGGAGGAAUGGGCCUUAGAUAUAUACCUGAGGUUAUACCAUAUAGUUACGAGUUUCUUUUUAUGGUAGAGGAGGUGUAUGGGAUAUUAUUGGGGAGGGCAGGGGAGGGAAGGGAAGGGAGGUUAAAGGGAGGCAUAGUUUGGACCGUCUUGGUCUUUGGAGUGGGGGAGUGAUAAACAACAUUUUAUUUCGUGUUUGUUUACUUGGGGGGGAAUUGUGUAAGUCGAUAGGUAUGUCUCUUCACCUCAACCAGCACGUACCUCCUUUGCUUGAUCUAAUGUACCUACAUAAUCCGCGUACUUCGUACAUCUUAUGAAAAGUGGGAAGGACCUGUCAUAAGCAUGAAUACUUACUAGGUACCUACAUACUUCGUAUAAAAGGUGAUAAUCGUUUGUUUUUCCAAACGAGAUUCACGAGGUCAUGACGAUACUUAAGGGAACCUCGGCCCUUAGCAUGUUACAGAAGGAGAAGCGCCUAACUUACUAUGUAAAGGCUCUAAAAGCGGGAACCUAGCAGGGCUUAGCUCCCUUGCAACGGUAACGUUAUUGGUACGCGCAUACGUUAAAAGAGGAGCAGUGUUACUUCAAUAGUACCCCACUCUUUGAAAAAAAGUUGGCAGAAAAUAGAGAUUCCCCCCUAUUUUCAAUUAAUUCAAUUACACCACCACAUCAACAACCA
Molecule: messenger RNA, 2834 nt
Organism: Daldinia caldariorum
Lineage: Eukaryota; Fungi; Ascomycota; Sordariomycetes; Xylariales; Hypoxylaceae
Exons: 3
Coding region: 634-2175 (513 amino acids)
Source: RefSeq, a predicted model, not a curated record